Pleurotus ostreatus (oyster mushroom) is the source of this 3222-nucleotide messenger RNA. RefSeq lists its product as uncharacterized. Bases 1 to 3222 code for a protein of 1073 amino acids. Gene Ontology annotation, molecular function: phosphopantetheine binding. The transcript is spliced from 14 exons. NCBI's taxonomy places the organism in Eukaryota, Fungi, Basidiomycota, Agaricomycetes, Agaricales, Pleurotaceae. The record is from RefSeq and is a predicted model, not a curated record.
AUGCGCUCCUACCCCUCUACAGAUGGCUCGAUCCUGCUCUCGGAGGCAGUAGACUUCAACAUGAAGUACAACACGACCCUGCCUAUGUAUGUUUACGCUGAUGAAGCGUCUGACGACACUAUAACUAUCACCCAUCUGGAGUUUGCGAGGUCUUGUCAUCGCAUCGCCCAGACGGUUGAACCGUCUGGACCUCGACCAAAUGAUAACCACGUUGUUGCUAUCGUAGCGCUCUGUGACACUAUCAUGUAUCAGGCCCUGGUGCUUGGAAUUCACAAAGCAGGGAUGAUCCCAUACCCGAUCUCACCACGCAACUCACCUACUGCUAUUGCGAAAUUAUUGAAAGAAACGAACUGUCACCGCGUGAUUUCCACACUGUUCACCCUCCGACCGCUCCUCGAUGGGAUCAUUCAUCAGCUUGCCAACGAAGAGCCUGCUUUCUUGGUCGAUGUCGAAGAAGUACCGUCAUUGAAGAGUAUUUUCCCACAUCUGGGCACCGAAAGCGAAAAGGACCCCUUUGCGCCCUACCCUGGAUACUCCGUCAGGCCAGGAUUAUCUGACAUUGCAUUGUAUUUGCACUCUUCUGGGAGUACUGGGUUGCCGAAGACCAUACCACUGACUCAGCGCAAUAUCCUACACUGGGCAAAGCUUCCGCCUGUGACCGACAUUAUCACGCAGGAUGGUCCUUCACUCCUAGCGGCCAUGGCGCUUCCAUCGUUCCACACGCUAGCAAUAUAUGCCCAACUUUUAGCUCCCCUUUUCUCUGUACGACCUGUUGCGAUUUAUCCACCAGUGAGAGAGAAGGAGUCGGACUUGCCGUUCUCACCAACGCCCGACAAUAUUCUGGACCACACACGGCGUGCUAAGUGCGACGGGUUGGUUGUAAUCCCCACCCUUCUGUACAUAUGGUCGCAUUCGUCCAAAUCUAUGGAUUUCUUACAAUCACUCCGCAUCGUCACGUACUCAGGGGGUGCCCCACCACCCAAGUUGGGCAACGCCCUUUCUGCAGCAGGUGUUGUCACUCGUCCGAUCUAUGGUGCUACAGAGUUCGGGGCACCCACACACUGGGUCCCUUCCGACGGUGAGCGUAUGAAUGGCGAGUGGCAGUGGAUCCGAUUUUGUGACAACGUUGAGUUCAAAAUGGUCCCGCAAGGUGAUGGCACCUACGAACUUUGCGUACUCCGGGGCGAUACGGACCAUAUCAAUGUGUAUAAUAUGCCUGACAAUGCUGGCUAUGCUUCAUCUGAUCUCUUCCAGAAGCACCCAACAAAGAAAGGGUUGUGGAAGAUGGUCGGGAGGAAAGACGAUGUAAUCGUACACACGACUGGGGAAAAGACCGUACCCGGACCCUUGGAGGUAUCAUCUCAAGUCAUCCGGGGUAAGAACUUAAUUCAAGGGGUUAUCAUAUUUGGAGAGCAACAGAACCAUCCUGGCGUCCUUAUCGAGCUCAAAGACGGGACUCGAUACCCUCAGACUGACGAGGACAUCAAAUCCAUUCGCAAUGAGCUUUGGCCCAUCAUUGAAGAAGCUAACGCCAUUGCGCCAACGUUCAGCCACAUCUACAAAGACAUGAUAAUCUUUGUGCCGCCCAACAAACCCUUCCCUCGUGCAGGUAAAGGUACGAUUAUGAGAAAGGCGGCUCUGGUCGCUUACGCGCCUGAAAUCGAAAGUUUAUAUGAUACAAUCGAAGGUGUCAAAUCAAGUGCGGGCGGUGGUCCCGAGUUGUGGACUGAAGAUCAUCUACGCAAAUGGUUGGCAGAGCAAAUUACAGAUUUAGUGCCCAAUGCUACCAUCUCUCCUACCAUUGACUUUUCCGAACAAGGAUUCGACAGUCUUAUUGGAACCUUGCUACGGCACCGAAUCGUUGGAGCACUCCAGUCACGCCAGCAAGACGUUCCUCAGACACUUGUCUACGACCACCCAACCAUUGAGAAACUUGCCCGCGCUAUGGCCGCAUACGUUUUGGGCUCAGACCUUUCUUCGGUAGAUAGACUAUCACUUAUCAACUCGGUCAUCGAACGCCAUAUCUCGAGACUUGCGCCAAUGGGAAGUACCAAUGUAUCGCCCCCUAGCGAUGCCGGCACGAUCGUUCUAUUAACGGGAUCUACUGGUGGCCUUGGCUCUCAUAUUCUAUCAGGCUUACUGAAAAGCAGCGCCGUGGCUACGGUAUAUACAUUGAAUCGGCCCGGUAUCUCUGCCGUUUCUGAAAGACAAACUAGGUCUUUCAGAGAUCGUGGCCUAGAUGCCUCUCUACUGGAUUCUAAGAAGUUAGUAUCCCUGGAAGGGGAUCUAACGAAGUCUGAUCUCGGAUUACAUUCAUUGGUAUACGCCAAACUCAAAGAUACUGUCACUAUCAUCAUACACAAUGCUUGGAGGCUGGAUUUCAACCUCCCCUUGCCUGCGUUUUACCCUCUGAUUACUGGUUCGGUGAACUUGAUCAAUCUGGCGCGUCAAGGGCCACACGCCUCCUCUACACGGUUCCUGUUUUCUUCCUCUAUCUCGGCUGUUCAAUCUUGGAAAUCAGACAAACCCGUCCCGGAAGAGACGAUACUUGACGCCGGUGUUGCAAUUGGCCUAGGGUAUGGCGAGUCCAAGUACGUUCUUGAACGGAUCCUCGCUGCCAGUGACAUCCCCUCUUGCUCGAUUCGCAUUGGUCAAGUAUGCGGCGGGGAGCUAUCCGGAGCAUGGUCCAUGACUGACUGGGUUCCGAUCAUGGUCAAAACAAGUCUUAGCUUGAACGCUUUACCCAACGCCAAAGGGAUGGUAUCAUGGGUCUCUAUUGACACCGUCGCACAAGCCGCCUUGGAUAUCGCUUUUACGGAUGGCCCUCUGCCUUCCACGAUAAAUGUUGUUCAUCCAAGACCCGUUAAAUGGUCUUCGCUCUUCGCGUCCCUCAAGGACACCAUUCAGGAAACCACUCGUGGGGUCUUCUCCCCUCGUAUAGUUUCCUUCAAGGAGUGGUUCGAUACUUUGCAAUCCGCUGCCAAUCAGGAGAAUCCUCCAGACCUUCGACAACUUCCCGCACUGAAGGUCCUGACAUUCUUUCAACACAUAGCUGCAGUCGAUGAACAUCUGCAAGACACGCAAGAAAGUGGAGGCUUCCCCUCUCUUCAAACCAACCAAGCCCAUCUCAUCAGUCCAACACUGAGAAACGCCAAAGAAUUGGGCAAGAUGGACACAUCUCGAUGGGUUGGGUACUGGGUCAGCAAAGGUCUGCUAGGUUAA